This is a messenger RNA of Hipposideros armiger (great roundleaf bat), 4888 nucleotides long. It is a transcript of the gene CHRD, whose product is annotated as chordin. The transcript is spliced from 21 exons. NCBI's taxonomy places the organism in Eukaryota, Metazoa, Chordata, Mammalia, Chiroptera, Hipposideridae. Bases 906 to 3707 code for a protein of 933 amino acids. The record is from RefSeq and is a predicted model, not a curated record. Gene Ontology annotation, molecular function: BMP binding. Gene Ontology annotation, biological process: negative regulation of BMP signaling pathway; multicellular organism development; dorsal/ventral pattern formation.
GGUGCGGGCGGGGAGUCCGGCUUGGGGCAAGUCAGCGCCGGCCCGGAGGGGGCGCGGGGCGCAGGUGGCUCCGCGCGGCCGGCGGCCUGUAGGGGUGGGCGGGGGCCGCGCGAGGCGCGUAGUGGCGGGGGACCUAGGGCCGGGCCGGCAGCGCCCGGGCCGGGCACACUGCAGGAGUGGGACAGCGGCUGCCAGCCAAGCCCGUCCCGGCAGGCUGCUCCUUCGGCGGGAAGGUCUAUGCCUUGGACGAGACGUGGCACCCAGACCUGGGGGAGCCCUUCGGGGUGAUGCGUUGCGUGCUGUGCGCCUGUGAGACGGUGAGUGGACUCAACGGCGGUGGGGUAGCGCUGGGAUUCUGGGACGUUGGAGUGGACUAGAAGGAGAAAGAAGCGAGCCUGCAGAUAUUCGGGAUGUUUUCCUGGAAGCUCCCCCUUCAAAGUCUCGGGUGUUGACUAUUACUGAUCGUCCACUGUCAGGCUCUUUGACAGCUCCAUUUCAUCCGUCUCUCACUUAACUCCUAGAACAACUUAGUUUAGAUAGAUACUAUUAUUAUCCCCAUUUUUCAGAUAGGGACCCCAGGAUCCAGAGAGUUUAAGUAACUUGUGUAGGUUCCCGCAGCUUGUAAGUACCAGAACGGUCUGCCUCCGUGGGAACACCUUGCCUUGGUGCUGUGACUCCCCCUCUCGUUCUUGGGUCUCACGGAUUGGUGUCUUGCACUCACUUGGUUUUCCCGUUUUCUCCGCGAGCAGCCUCAGUGGGGUCGCCGCGGGAGGGGCCUGGGCAGGGUCAGCUGCAAGAACAUUAAACCCGAGUGCCCAACAUUGUCCUGCGGACAGCCGCGCCAGCUGCCGGGACACUGCUGCCAGACCUGCCCCCAGGAGCGCAGCGGUCCUGAGAGGCAGCCGAUGGGCUUGGCCUUCGAGUAUCCGCGCGACCCAGAGCACCGCAGCUACAGCGACCGCGGGGAGCCGGGCGCUGAAGACAGGUCUCGUGGAGAUGGCCACACGGACUUUGUGGCGCUGCUGACUGGGCCGAGGUCGCAGGCUGUGGCACGAGCCCGAGUGUCGCUGCUGCGCUCUAGCCUGCGUUUCUCCAUCUCCUAUCGGCAGCUGGACCGUCUCACCCGGAUCCGCUUCUCAGACUCCACUGGCAACGUCCUGUUUGAACACCCUGCAGCCCCCACCCAAGAUGGCCUGGUCUGUGGGGUGUGGCGAGCAGUGCCUCGGUUGUCUCUGCGGCUCCUUAGGGCAGAACAGCUGCAUGUGGCACUUGUGACACCCACUCAUCCUUCAGGGGAGGUCUGGGGACCUCUUGUCCGGCACCGGGCCUUGGCUGCAGAGACCUUCAGUGCCAUCCUGACCCUGGAAGGCCCCCCACAGCAGGGUAUAGGGGGUAUCGCCCUACUCACGCUCAGCGACACAGAGGACUCCUUGCAUUUCUUGCUGCUCUUCCGUGGGCUGCUGGAAUCCAGGAGUGGGGGACCAGCCCAGGUCCCUUUGCGGCUCCAGAUUCUACACCAGGGGCAGCUAUUGCGAGAGCUCCAGGCCAAUGCCUCAGCCCAGGAACCAGGCUUCGCUGAGGUGCUGCCCAACCUGACAGCCCAGGAGAUGGACUGGCUGGUGCUGGGGGAGCUGCAGAUAGCCCUGGAGAGGGCAAGUGGGCCAGGGCUGCGUAUCAGUGGACACAUUGCUGCCAGGCAGAGCUGUGAUGUCCUGCAAAGUGUCCUUUGUGGGGCCGAUACCCUGGUCCCAGUUCAGACGGGUGCAGCUGGCUCAGCCAUUCUUACACUGCUAGGAAAUGGCUCCCUGAUCUACCAGGUGCAAGUGGUAGGUACAGGCAGUGAGGUGGUGGCCAUGACGCUGGAGACCAAGCCUCAGAGGAAGGACCAGCGCACUGUCCUGUGCCACAUGGCUGGACUCCAGCCUGGAGGACAGAUGGCCGUGGGUGUUUGCCCUGGGCUGGGAGCCCGUGGGGCUCAUAUGCUGCUGCAGAAUGAACUGUUCCUGAAUGUGGCCACCAAGGACUUCCCAGAUGGAGAGCUGCGGGGGCAUGUGGCUGCCCUGCCCUACAGUGGGCACAGCGCCCGCCAUGAUACACUGCCCGUGCCCCUGGCAGGAGCCCUGGUGUUGCCCCCUGUGCAGAGCCAGGCAGCAGGGCAUGCCUGGCUUUCCCUGGAUACCCACUGUCAUCUGCACUAUGAAGUGCUGCUGGCUGGGCUUGGUGGCUCAGAACAGGGUACCGUCACUGCCCACCUCCUUGGGCCCCCUGGGAUGCCAGGGCCCCGGCGGCUGCUGAAGGGGUUCUAUGGCCCAGAGGCCCAGGGUGUGGUGAAGGACCUGGAGCCUGAACUGCUGCGGCACCUGGCACUGGGCACUACUGCCCUACUGAUCACCACCAAGGGGAGCCCCCAAGGGGAGUUGCGAGGGCAGGUGCACAUCGCCAAUCAAUGCGAGGUGGCAGGCCUGCGCCUGGCGGAGGCAGGGGCCCAGGGUGCGCGGAAGCCUGGUGCUUCCGAUGCAGUGGCAGCUGCACUGCCUGUGUUGCCCACUGUGCUCGGCCCUGAUGCCCCAGUGCCUGCCAAACCCGGCAGCCCCUGGCGAGCCCGAGACCCCAACACCUGCUUCUUCGAGGGGCAGCAGCGCCCCCAUGGGGCUCGCUGGGCACCUAACUACGACCCGCUCUGCUCGCUCUGCACCUGCCAGAGACGCACGGUGAUUUGUGACCCAGUGGUGUGCCCACCGCCCAGCUGCCUGAGUCCAGUGCAGGCGCCGGACCAGUGCUGCCCUGUGUGUCCGGAGAAACAAGAUGUCAGAGACCUGCUGGGACUGCCGAGGAGCAGGGACCCUGGAGAGGGCUGCUAUUUUGAUGGUGACCGGAGUUGGCGGGCAGCGGGUACCCGAUGGCACCCUGUCGUGCCCCCAUUUGGCUUAAUUAAGUGUGCAGUCUGCACCUGCAAGGGGGACACUGGAGAGGUGCACUGUGAGAAGGUGCAGUGUCCCCGGCUGGCCUGUGCCCAGCCUGUCCGCGCCAACCCCACUGACUGCUGCAAACAGUGUCCAGUGGGGUCAGGGGCCCACCCCCAACUGGGGGACCCCAUGCAGGCUGAUGGGCCCAGGGGCUGCCGUUUUGCAGGGCAGUGGUUUCCGGAGAGUCAGAGCUGGCACCCCUCAGUGCCCCCCUUUGGGGAGAUGAGCUGCAUCACCUGCAGAUGUGGGUGCUUCUGGGGACCCUCAGGGUCUGCUCUGUCCUGCACCAGGCAGGGGUGCCCCACUGUGAGCGGGAUGAUUGUUCGCUGCCACUGUCCUGCGGCCCAGGGAAGGAGAGUCGCUGCUGUUCCCACUGCACACCCCGGCGGUCAGACCCUGAGACCAGGACAGUUCCAGAGCUGGAAAAAGAAGCCGCAGGCUCCUAGACAGCAGCCAGAAGGCCGCACGACCAAGAGGACGGGGCCUGGGCUGGGGGAAGGAGGAGUGCCGAGGACCCUGCAGUCUCCUGUGGGGAAUCCAGUGCCUUUGGCUCCUUUUUUCUGCCUCUUCUGCCUCCCCUACUACCUCUGGGAACCACAACUCCACAAGGGCCAGGGGCAACCAGGGCAGACCAAGGCCAUGUCCACUCCAACUCCUGUCCUGUUACCUGCUGGCCUCUGCCUUGGAAGCCCAAGCCCUUUCCUUCUGUAUAUAAUGUCACUGGCUUGUUGGGAUUUUUAAUUUAUCCUCACUCAGCACCAAGGGUCCCCCCACUUCACUCCUGCUGCCCCUGAGCUGAGCAGAGUCAUUAUUGAAGAUUUUUGUAUUUAUUAAAACUUUUUUUUUUUUCAGUCUUUGAGCUAAAGGCUGUUUUUUUUUGUGGCCAGGGGCCUGAGGGGGCCCCAGUGGAGAAGGUCGGAGAGUAAGAGGGGAAAGAGGCGCUCUGGCUCCGGGGGCUUCCCUCGGAGCCUUGGGGAGUAGGGUGCUGCCGCAGUUGGCUGGCACGCCUGGCUGGAGUCUGCAGAGGGGCGUGGGGCUGGCUUUGAGAUGGACUAGAGCCUCCAGAACAAAGGCAACCUGAAGCAGGAUUUAGAUGUAAGCUUAGUUUCCACUGGCCAAAAAAACCCUCGACAGGCCUUUCUGCUGACUCCAUGUUUGAAGUUGCUUCAAAAGGAGAAAAAUGUAACCAGCCUCUACCUUCUUUGACUACAAUGAGAUAAACACUUCCUGUUAUUUUUCCUUCCUGGAAACUGAUUGUGUUCUAGACCAGUUUUGGGCAAGUCUGGAUCAGAGUGGAUUGGAAUCAGCCCUGGUCCAGUUGUUGGCUGAGCUUAUCGUGGGACCAAGUGAUGUACAGAAUAAGAGAAGAUCCCUCACCCCUUUCUCCUCAUUCCUGCCACCAGCAUUCCCACGGACCUCGCCGGCUCAAGGGAAAUAAAAGUAUCAGGAUAGAGAGCUACCAAAUAUAUGUACAUGCAGAUCUAUCUUUUGUAUAAAUAAUAUGGGAUAAAAUGAGUCUGGAGUUUUAUGACCUAGAGUAGAGGAGUAGGGAAGGGAAACCAUAGCCUUCUAUUGGGUUGUCGGAAAAGUCAUGACGCAUUUUUACAACGAAAAACAUAGAAAAAGUACAUCAUGACUUUUCCGACUAUCCAAUAUUUAGGGUUAGGCAUGCUGUGUGUGCUUGAGUAGUUAUUGUCUUAACCUAUUGGAGCAUCAGGUGCCAGCCCUGCUGUUAAUAGCUGAGUUAUUAAACUUCUGCAAGUCCCUGUUUCCUUUCUGUAAAACAUCUCUCUCUCACAGGAUUCGAUCACGCAGCUCAGUGCAUGACACAUAUUUGUGGGAAAGGCAUUCUAGCUGAGGUAGGAUUCCGGGAGCUAGUUUGAAAAGACAGGCCGGGAGAACUCUGGGGAGGACAGCGGCAU